Physella acuta is the source of this 3093-nucleotide messenger RNA. RefSeq names its product twinfilin-2-A. Gene Ontology annotation, biological process: positive regulation of neuron projection development; actin filament depolymerization; regulation of lamellipodium assembly. The record is from RefSeq and is a predicted model, not a curated record. Lineage: Eukaryota; Metazoa; Mollusca; Gastropoda; Physidae. Gene Ontology annotation, cellular component: myofibril; actin filament; cytoplasm. Gene Ontology annotation, molecular function: actin filament binding; actin monomer binding.
GCAGAAGAUAGUGCGGAAGCUGUUUACUUCCUUCAAAGAGUAGUAACUCCUUUCGAUUAGGAACGUUACUUCCUCCUUUCAAUGUUAGAAGAUGUCGCAUCAAACGGGAAUAACAGCAAAUGAAGAGUUAAGAAAUUUUUUAGCUCAAUCUAAAGAUGGAAGUAUCAGAUUGAUCAAAAUUGCUAUUGAGAAUGAGCAACUAUCAUAUGCUGCAUCCAAAGAGCCAAAACAUUCAUGGGAGAGUGAUUAUGAUGAAAUGGUUCUUCCCCUUCUUGAUGACAAACUGCCAUGCUAUAUUCUCUAUCGAUUAGAUACAAAAAAUAGUAUGGGAUAUGAGUGGUUGUUCAUAGCAUGGUCUCCAGACUUUGCUCCGGUGAGACAAAAGAUGUUAUACGCUGCCACUAGAGCCACCAUGAAGUCUGAGUUUGGGGGAGGUCAGAUAAAGGAUGAGUUGUUCGGCACUGUACAGAGUGAUGUUACACUACGCGGCUACCAUAAACAUGUCCAAGCACAGCUUGCUCCAGCCCCACUCACCAUGGCAGAGGAGGAGCUGCUGUACAUAAAACAGAAUGAGCGAGAAGCUGCAAUGUCCAUGGUGAAUGCUCACAUUAAUGUAGAUACCAAAUCUCAAACUAUGCAAGGGGUGGGGUUCCCUCUGACACCAGACGCAGAAAGAGCCGUGUUGUCAUUUAGGGAUGGAGCUGUGAACUAUGUACAGCUGUGUUUGAACCUGGAGAAAGAGUUGAUUGAGGUGGCUGAGACAGACAACAUCAGGGUCAGCCAGUUGAUCUCUCAUGUACCCACAGAGAGUGCUAGAUACCAUCUUUUUAAUUUUAGCCACACCCACGAGGGGGACUCUAUGGAAAGUGUUGUGUUCAUCUACUCCAUGCCUGGCUACAAGUGUUCCAUCAAGGAGAGAAUGUUGUACUCAAGUUGCAAGUCACCUUUAGUCAGUCAACUGGCAUCUAUUGGUAUACAGAUUGAGAAGAAGCUUGAAAUUGAUGACCCAACGGAAUUAAAUGAAGAAUAUAUUUAUGACGAGAUCCAUCCAAAAAAGAACGCAGCUCGCAGAGCCUUUGACAAGCCUAAAGGCCCAGCGGGAAGGGGCCCAAAGAGGAUGACACGACCCACAGAAUAGACGCCUCCCUUUCACUGUCCUGUUAUGUUUCAUAUAUCUUCAAUACAACUAACAAUACCCAUAGGAAAGCUUGAGGCCUAUCUGUUAUUACUUUUAGAUGUGAUAUAAAUUUAUAAAACAAAUUGAAUGUAAAUAGACAGGUUUGCCUCACUAUUUUAACGUCCUUACUGUGUCAGCUAGUUGUGGUAGGUAACUGUUGAGAAGUAUUCUGUUAUUUCUAUGUUAGGCUGUUAUAACUUGACCCACUCUGAAAACUAGAGUAGGUGUAUCCAACCUUAGAGGUGGUCAGUGUCUGGUCCAAAGUGCAAUAGAAAAAAAGUUGUUACAGUUAAAAAUGGCAUAAGAUCUCCAACAUAAAUAAUGAUAAAUGCUGUUGUAUUGGCAAAAUAUUUCUAAGCAUAACGUUGACAGAGUUUGUGUACCUGAGAGCAGGUAUGACGAUUGGCUAGGCCCUCUUGUCUGUCAGUUAUUCUAAACCAACUCCGCCUUUCUGCUUUUCUUUAUUCAUUUCCUUCUUCAGGGUUUAACUGGCUUGCUGUUCUUGUGUAAAUAAAGUUAAUAAUUUAUGCUUUAGUCUCAUUAUUUUAAGCUCUUACUUUUAAAGUUUUCUUUCCUUCCAUUUAACUGGUCAUGUUAGUGACUUAGUAGUCUUAACUUUUAUAGCUGCAAGGGGUUUUCUGGGUGUUAAUCCCCUUUCAUUUAAGUCUACAUUUUCAUGUCGUUCUAAUAAAUCUUAUGUUAUAAAUUUCGUCACGUUUUAAAAGAUUUCAUCGAACAAAAAUCAGAAUGUUUUAAUUUGAUUCAACUCUGGACGACAGCUACAGUAUUAAUAGCCAUUAGACUUUAAUCCAUGUUAUUUUUUGUUUUUUUAACUAAUUUUUCCUUGUUUAAUUUCUAUGUUAACUGUCAUUUCCUACAAGUGUUUUGCCCUUUGUGCACACAAACAUACAUACGUGAUGUUGUUGCUAUGAAUAUGUAAUUACUUCAAUUCAGAUUAAACUUCCCAGAUAGACAUAAGCUGUAGUAUGUGAUAAAUACACCAUUCCAGUUAUUUCCCUUCUUACCAGCAGGUGGAUUUAUUUUUAAAGCAACGUUAUAAAAGCUUUACUGUAAUUAAAAACAAAAAUCUCUGCAUUAGACAUUCUUGUUUUGUGAUUUUUUUUUUCACCAUGAAAACCUCAGUGUACGAAAACAUCUUGACCGUUGACAUAAUAACCCUAAUUUAAAUGCUACUAAUUCAAAUGUUGCUGAUCCACCUGUGUUCAAGUUAACUAAAAUUUUAGGAAACCUUAGGAUAUCUUGUGUUGUGGAUUUGAUAACCUAAAAUUUGUAUUAACCCUUUCAGGGCUGUCUUGUUUAUAUGUUUAAAUACAACAAUUCAAAACCUCUUGAAAUCUAGCCGACUUGUAAUGCGCAGUAACUGAAUGACAUACUUUGUGUUCUGCUUGUUUUGAUUUUCCCCUAUUUUCUUGUGCCCAACUUGUUUUUGCUAGAGACUGACUUACACAGACAGUUACUGAUUUUUUAAAUCUGUCAUUUCAACAUUCAUUAGUUGAACUGUGGUGUUCCUGAUGAUUUUGCUGUGAAAGUUCUCUAUCAACAGGACAUUUCAUCUUAACUUUCAAGUCUUAGGAUUUAAACAAAACAAUUUUUAGAAAUAUUUUUUAAAAAACUAUUUUAUGAGAAUUAUAUUAAGUACUUUUUAUACCAUGUUGAACACUAUUUACACAUAUUUUACUAUUGUUUGAGAUAUAAGAUUUUGAGAUAGCCUUUAAACAUAAAAGCCUCCGAAUAUGUUUGUGUUCACUUUUUUUAUCUAAACACCUUGACUAUGUGCAUUCUGCUCAAUGCUAAAGUAAAAUUUUUGUUCACUUGUUGUCAAAUAUAUAUGUAGAUACAAUAACAAAUAAUGAGUUAUCAAAACCAAAUUAAAAGAGAAAAUAAUGAAAUCUGAA